UCAAAGAACAAACAGUCCUGUGGUGUUUAGAGUCUCCCUUAGUUACCACCAAGCCUCUGUUUGAUUUCUUGCAUGGCAACAAAACAAGGAGGGGAAGAUGAAUGGCCUCUGGAAUACACUUCGGGUAAAAGGUAGAAUUCAGCUCCUGGGUAAUUUGCUGGAAGUGUGCACAGAAGUCAACUAUCAAAUAUGCAGGAAGCAGUCCUUCUCCUGAUCCUCCUGGGUGCCAUGUCAGAGGCAGAGGCGCUACACCUAAUCCAUUUACCUGCUACAAGCAAUGUGGCAGAGAAUUCUCCACCUGAGACUUCAGUGCACAAGUUUUCUGUGAAUUUAUCAACAUCACUGUCACCUGUGAUCCCAGGGUUUCCUAUGAUAAUCAACUCAAGUCCCCUCACCGAAGCCUUCAGGGUGAACUGGCUCUCAGGAACCGACUUUGAGGUUGUUACCACUGGGAAGGAACAACUAGAUUUUGAAACAGGACCAAAGAUAUUUGAUUUGCAGAUUUACAUUAAGGAUGACGUUCGUGUCACUGACCUGCAGGUCCUAACUGUCCAGGUAACAGAUGUGAACGAGCCACCUCAGUUUCUAGGCAACUUGGCAAAAGGUCUAAGCCUCUACAUCGUGGAAGGAGCAAACCCUGGAUUCAUUUACCAGGUUGAGGCCUUCGAUCCAGAAGACACAAAUCGAAACAUACCCCUCAGCUACUUCCUGAUUUCUCCCACAAAGAGCUUCAUUAUGUCUGCUAAUGGGACCCUCUUCUCCACCACAGAAUUUGACUUUGAAGCAGGAAACAACAGUUACCAUCUCACUGUGGAAGUGAGAGACAGCCAAGGGCUCAGAGUGUCCACAUCCCUGGAGGUGAACAUUGUGAACAUCAACGAUGAAACCCCGCGCUUUACCAGUCCAACGCAAGUGUAUGUGAUUCCGGAGGAGCUGGGUCUGGGAACCAUUGUGGCCAAUAUCACAGCCGAGGACCCCGACGAUAAAGGUUCUACCAGCUUCCUCCUUUACAGCAUUACUACUGCUAACAGCUAUUUCAUGAUAAAUCAGUUGACUGGUUCUGUCCAAGUGGCCCACAGGCUGGACCGAGAUGCAGGUGAAUUAAGGCACAAUCCCACCAUUUCUCUGGAAGUUCUGGUGAAGGAUAGACCCUUCGGGGGUCAGGAGAAUCGCAUGCAGAUAACCUUCACGGUGGAAGACAUUAAUGACAACCCUGCUACUUGUACCAAGUUCACCUUCAGCAUUAUGGUGCCUGAAAGAGCAGCCAAAGGGACGUUGCUUCUGGACCUGAACAUGGUCUGCUUUGAUGAUGACAGCAAAGCACCAAACAGCCAAUUCAACUUCACUGCGCCAUCUGGAGUGGGGAGCAGCAGCAGGUUUUUACAGGAUCCAGCUGGCUCUGGGAAAAUUGUGUUGAUUGGUGAUCUAGAUUAUGAAAAUUCAAGUAAUCUAGCAGUCGGCAAUAAAUACACUGUGACAAUCCAGGUGCAGGAUGUUGCCCCUCCUUACUAUAAAAAUAAAAUCUACAUUUAUGUCCUAACAAGCCCAGAAAAUGAGUUUCCUCUUGUUUUUGAUCAGCCAUCCUACAUGUUUGACUUGUCAGAAUUAAGCCCAGCUAAAACCCGGAUUGGACAGGUGCGUGCCACUGAUAAAGACUUCCCCCAGAGCAGCAUCGUGUACUCCAUCUCCAGUGGAGGGGCCAGCCUCCAGCACCCAAACAUAUUUUGGAUUAAUCCCAAAACUGGAGAACUCCAGCUGGUGACUAAAGUGGACUACGAAACAACCCCCAUCUACAUUCUCGUAAUCCAGGCCACCAACAGCGAGGACACAAGCUCAGUCACUGUUACUGUAAACAUCCUGGAAAAAAAUGAUGAAAAGCCAGUUUGUAUCCCAAACUCUUAUUUCCUGGCCAUCCCAGUGGAUUUGAAAGUUGGCACAAAUAUUCAAAAUUUCAAGCUGCAAUGUACUGAUCGUGAUUCCAGCCCCAAGUCUUUUCGUUACUCCAUUGGCCCAGGCAACGUCAACAGUCAUUUCACCUUCUCUCCCAAUGCUGGGUCCAACGUUACACGUCUGCUCCUUGCAACUCCCUUUGACUAUAUUGGUGGGCUUGAUAAGAUCUGGGACUACAAACUACUCAUCUACAUAACUGAUGACAACUUGCUGUCUGGCAGGAAGAAAGCUGAGGCGCUUGUUGAAACAGGGACAGUGACAUUAACUAUUAGUGUCACUCCUCACCCAACCACGAUUGUCACAACCCCCAGGCCCAAGAUCAUCUACCAGAUCCUGAGGAGAAAUGUUUAUUCUCCAUCAGCAUGGUAUGUGCCUUUUGUCAUCACUUUGGGCUCCAUAUUGCUUCUGGGUCUCCUGGUGUACCUGAUCGUCCUGUUGGCCAAAGCCAUCUACAGACACUGUCCCUGCAAGACUGGGAAGCACAAGGAACCUCUGUAAGUUGCCAGUGGGCUGAGCCCUGCCACCACUUCCUUUAGGGCACUGUUUCCAGAAGCAAUCCAGAUGAACACUGUUUUUGAUGGAGAAGCCAUAGACACAGUUACUGGAGCAAGAUAUGAAUUCAACUCAAAAACUGGAGCCAGAAAGUGGAAAGAUCCCUUAACACAAAUACCAAAGUGGGAAGUAUCCAGGCCCCAGGGAGCUGCUCAGAGCAGAGAUGUCUCUGCAGCAGGGACUGGACCACCGAGAAGCAUCACCAAGGAAGGAGAUGGGCUGAGUGGCAAAGCACAGGCUGAGGCUGCAGGCUCUAGUGCCAGAAACCAGCCUGGCAAGCUGGGUACCUCAAAGGACCGAAACCCAGCCCUCACAAGCAGGUCUUCCCCUAAACCUCACCCAGGAAAGUAAGCAGUCUAGGUGCUGGUCCCACAGCAGAGCACAGGGGAGGGGACUUGACUGUCUGAGGGUCUCUACCUCACCCUAAAUUCCAUGAGGGCAUAUGAGGUGCCAUAUGAGUGUAAAUGUGACCUGAAGGGACUUGGAGAUCCAGGGUCCCAAAUGGGAUGUUUAAAACAACAGAAAGGGGUUUGAUUGCAUAGUUACCUUUUUUCUGACACGGUACAGGUGAAAUUUUUCUCAGGUCUCUGUGCUUCUGAUCAGCUGGACUAUUAACUUUUGUUUGAAGAAGCGUUGUGUUUCUUCGUCUGUUGACUGCUAGGAAGUUCCAUUCAGUUCCCCCCAGGAAGUGCACAGGACUUCCUGACAUAAAUGCUAAGGACUACCCUCAUUUCUGAUUUCACCUUAUUUUGCUGCCCUCAUUUCAGUAUCACUCAGAUUUCUUCACCUAUACAGUUCAACACCAUACCCCUUUGUAAGUCACCUCAAAUUUUUUCAAAAGAAGCAGAGCAGUGAAAACAAUGGCCAAAUAAUGAGUCAUUCAACUGGGGAGAGAAAAACAAUAGACACCUUUUAUUCUUUGUUUAUCAAGGUAUAACUUAUAUUUAAUAAAGUGCAUGGAUCUAAGGUGUUCAGCUCAGUAAUUGACUCCUCCCAGAGGCAACCACUCUUCUGAUCUUUAUCAUCAUAGCUUAGUUUUGCUGUUUUGAAUUUUGUAUAAAUGCAAUUACACAGAAUGUGCUGUUUGGUGUCUGGUUUAUUUUGCACAGCUCAUGCCUGUGGGGCUAAGUUUAACACAGGAAAAAUGGCACCCACCUGCCAGCUGCACAGCAGAAGGGCUCCACACAGGGAAAAUGGGGACUGUCCCUCCAGUCCUCACCAUAUGUCUCUGACACCCCCAGAAUCAUUAUCCCUCCGCUGGAUCCCAGGGUGAGGGCCUGUGUGAGCCCUUUAAAAGGAUGUCUAGCUUUCCCAAAGCCUUCUGUCCCACCCAGAUGGUCAGAAUCCCCAUUUUUUUCUCAGCUAGAAGUUGUGGGGGCUCCUAUUCCCGGCAGCAGUACUCCAGGCUGAAGAGCUUGGAGUGGGGGGCUGGGGUCCCUCAUUCCUUCAUGGGGAACCUCUGUGGCCAAGAUAUCUCUCCCAAUUUUCAACAGCCACACAUGGGUGUGAGAUCAGCCCAUUUCGUGUCUUGACCCCUCCUACCAGUCUCGAUGUGGCUUCUUCUUUAUAUCCUUAGUUAUAAAACUGCUGUUCAGCUAGACUUCAGAUGGUUCUCCAGGUUGGUUGUUCUUAGUUGUAAUUUCGAUGUGUUCACGGGAUGAGGCAAGCACAACGUUUAUCUACUUCGCCAUCUUGGAUCUCCUCUCAGUCACUCUAUUUUCUUAAAGCUGAAAAACAGCCACCUUACAGCCUCUCUGCCCUGCUCCUCCUGCGAUUGGAGGGAACCACUAGACUCAGAGUGAGAUCACAAUGGGAAGCUCUGGUUAACCCUACAACUGGGACUUUCACCUGUGGAUGAAAGCAAUGAACUGAAAAUUGGAUAGGAAAUAGAAGUUUUCAGCGUGUGCCUGGUAGAGGUUGAGCAAUCCUCGUUCUACCUCCAUGUCCUACUCCUUAACUGCUGAGGCACUGGUUCAAACCCACCAGAUAAGACCAGAGGAGUGUCUGUUAGGGCAGCACCCCCUCUCAGUUGGGGAGCCAGGUAAGAAUUCCCCACAGGAUCCAUCCUGCAAAUGCAGAACUUCAAAGGGAGCAGCUGCUAGUUUAUUGUGUGCCUGUUCACCAGUGUGACUUCUCAAGAAAAAGAAACAUUUAAAAAAUGCCCUGUCCUGGCCUAGAGCAGGCAUGAUUUAUUAAUAAGGGUUGGUUGCCAGGGAACUCCCUUGAAUAGGUUUAAAUUUUGCAAAAAAGACAGAGCUGUUCAUUUGUGGAGGUUAAAGUGGGUGAAGUGGCUGAUUACCCAUUUAAGACUCUGCAAGUCUGUGGAGAUCCGAGUAAAACGCCUUCUCAGAAGCUCUCAGCCUCAAUGCAAGCAAAAUGAGGCUCAAAGAAGGCUGAAGGGAGACCUAAUAACUGUUUAUGAGCCCAUUAAGGUUGAUUAAAAGGAGGGCAGUGAGCAGCUGUUCUCCCUUCUCCAAUGAUGACAGGGUGAGAGGGAAUUGUGCUUCUCAGCCAGAAGAGAUUGAAGUCAGGAAUAGGAGGGUCUUCCUGAAGGCUGGGGUCUGCUGAAUAGCUCACUUUCUUCCCUGGUGAUAGGCAGGAGAACUGCUCAUCUUCCCAGCCCCAAGAUGUGAACCCUGAGGAAUCCAAGACAUGGGUUCAGGAGUGGCAGCAGGAGGCUUCGGCCAAGAGAAACUCUGUCUUUUCUUUUGCACAUUUGGCUAUUUUAUUAGAAGAAUUUAGAAGUCUGAGGUCCAGGUUUGAGGCUAUUGGUUUCAAACAUUUACCAAGUUUGAAAAAAAAAGAAAAAGUUAUCUGAAUGAAAUGAAGCCAGGGACCACGGUGGAGCUUGUGAAAGUUUUCUCUCAUUUCUCUCCCAAGGCCUUAAACACAUAUGAAUGUAUUGUAGCUAAUGUUGACCUGCCUGAUUCUGAGUCAUUAUAAAAUUGGGACAACAACGUUCAGGGAUUAAACCAUGGAGGAAUCCAUAAUUGUUGAGGGAUUUGAAACCCUGCAGUGAGUUCUCAAGCCUGCGCUUUCCCUUGUGCUCAGUACGAGGCAGGCCCUGCACCCCCGUCUGCCUGUUAAAAGCAUGUGUGGCUCAGUAACAGAAACUGGGCAAUAACACUUUCGCUCCUCAGAGCAUUCUUUCUCAUCUCUAAUUCUAUCAUUUGCCUUUUUAUACGGUUUUGUGAUGGCUGAGAAAAUUAAAGCAACAAAAUUAGUGAAUAUAGAAAAUGAUCACUAUUUAAACUUGGCAUUGCUCAUUGCAAACUAACUGUGUG
This is a messenger RNA of Hipposideros armiger (great roundleaf bat), 5786 nucleotides long. RefSeq names its product cadherin related family member 3 (gene CDHR3). Gene Ontology annotation, molecular function: calcium ion binding. NCBI's taxonomy places the organism in Eukaryota, Metazoa, Chordata, Mammalia, Chiroptera, Hipposideridae. Gene Ontology annotation, cellular component: membrane; cell-cell junction. Gene Ontology annotation, biological process: homophilic cell-cell adhesion. The transcript is spliced from 18 exons. The record is from RefSeq and is a predicted model, not a curated record.